CGCGCCUGCAUGAUGAAAUUGUAGGAGGACAAAUCUAAGGAAGUGGUUUAUAUACACAACUGGACAAAAUCGCACAGAAAUUCCUACUAAAUUGCUAACCAGAGUAUUUAUGGGAUCACAGUGAACCUUGUACUGGACUUGAAGAAGAUAUCUUUGGAAUUUUAAAGCUAAAGUCACGAUUUAUCAUGGCAAAACUGGUGGCUGUGUGUCGCGACGAAAUGGAUUUUCCUUUCGAACGACGCCAAAUCCCACUGAUCAUAGAAGAAGCCCUUACGAUGGUUAUGGAGAUUCCAGAGAAUAUUUUUUCCACGAGAUGUGUUUGUGAAAACGAACUUCGGGAUUUUGUAAAGCGUUAUGGAUGCCUGGACUUGGAAGAGCUCGCUGUUGCCCUAAUGGUGCGACAAAAGGAAGUGUUUUCUCUGCUCUCUCACUCAGUUCCCUGCGUUGGAUGUCGGAGGAGUGUUGAACGCCUGUACACUCAGCUGGUUGAGUCAGGCCAACCCGCACUUGAACCACUCAUCAUCAGCUCGUCUGGAAUUUUGACGGUGAGUCAUUCAUUCCUCAAGGACCCCAAGCUAAUCUAUGCUCUGUUCUACGAUCAUGGGUCAAGACUAAAUGAGCUUGUUGAGGCAAUUCCGAAAAGCAGACGAAACAGGAGAUGUCCCCUCCAUUCACUUGAAACACACAAGUCCCGUCCUUCAGGGAGCUGGAUAGAUGUAUGGGAUCUUCUAUCUCAAGAAUGCCGAGAUGAGGUUGUACUGAUUGAUUCAGAUGCCCUUCUAGACACCUUGGAACACUACCUUCGAAAACACAGAUUUUGCUCUGAGUGCAAGUCCAAAGUUCUCCGAGCAUUUAGCAUCCUUGCAGGCGAUCUAGAUGGACCAAGUGAGAAAGGGUUCUGUCCAGCUUUGUAUGACGGCCUUAAGAGUUGUGCACAGGAGAGACACAUUCAUGUACUCUGUGAUACAGAUUUUAUCGCCCAUCUUAUUGGACGUGCCGAGCCGGAACUUGCUGGAGGAGAACGACACGCAAAAACUCUCGACAUAGCACAGGAAGAGGUGUUGACUUGUCUUGGGAUUCAUCUCUGGGACCGGCUUCACCGACUCUGGCAGAAACUCCGUGCUGAGGAGCAGACCUGGCAGAUGCUCUUCUACCUUGGCGUCAAUGCACUAAGAAAAGGUUUCGAGGUCGCAGUAGAAGAGAAACUCGGGAUAUCACGCUUAGAGCAAGUUGUCGAAGAAAUAUCCGAAGCGGAAAGAGCAAAAGAGUUGCGUCGAGAACAAAAGAGGCUAAAAAAGAAAGCCAAGAGAAAGGAGAAGUUUAAGUGCUGUCCUGAUGCCGAAAUCAUAGAGAUAAAAGACAAGGACCCAAUCCAGAAACACAUGUGUAGUAAUGGCAGCACGGAGGACAUUGAGGGUGGGCAUGAAGGUAGCUGCGAGGAGGAGGAUGAUGGCGACAGUAUUGACACACCCUGCAGCUGUGAAGACAUGCAGUGUUGUAGUAAGCAGCGGCGAGGAGAGCCUUGGACGACUUAUCGGAAUGGUGACUGCGGGUAUGUUGGGCAGAGUAAAAGAUGGAAUGGAACAGUGGAUUGCCUGAAUGGGACAGCAGGACGAGACAGGCAGAAUCCAGAAGCAUGUGAAGGGUGUGGUGGAGCAGAGGACGAAGAGGAGAUUUUAUCAGAUUGUUUGUCCGCGAGUCCCUGUAGCAGUGGCAGCAGUGGUUGCAAGCUUGGUAAAGGAGGGAAGAAAAGGAGGGGUGAGAGAGCCAGGCAAAAGAUGCGGAAUCAAAGACACAGUCCGCCGGGUGACCCGACAGAACUCAUGGAUGACGAAGAGAAGCGACUCUUACAGUCUAUGGGGUGGAAAUGUGACGAAACGGGUCACGUGGACGGGUGCUGUUGCUCGGAUGAUGAUAGCGGCAUUUCAGAGCAGGAUAUCCUCCGGUUCAAAGCCAAUCAGAAAUCAGUCUCUGUACAACGGCAGGAGCUAAGAGAGAAACUUCUUCAGAAAUUCAACAACCUCUCACAGAAGCCGGGCGGAACCGGAGGGGGCAGUGGCCCGGGAGGCGACGCGAUAACCAAGCAACUUAAUGGAUUGAAUAUAGGUGUGGUGCAUUAGCUCGCUUGAUCAGUUCUUUGCAACAGGCCUGAUUAGCUUCCCACACUCUCCAUUUAGUGGACCUGUGAUUUGGCUAUGUCUUUACGGCGCUUAUGAAUUUCUGUUCCCGCAAGUCUUCAAACAAGAAUGAAUGGGAUCCUACUCCAAGAACUUCGUCAGAUUGCACGUCCACUGAUCUUUCUUUAAGUAUCCAAUCUGGUGAAGCAGUAUUAGAAGUAAGCGACCCAGAUACUGUAUUCUUACUCCUGGGUACGCGUUUGAUUGUUUGUUGUCUCAUAGAUAGGAUUGUGUGAUUUUUAUUUAUUGCGUCAGUCGUGAGGACUGUUGUAUAUUGCCUUACGUUUCGCCGCUGAACCUCCUAGUCAACUCUGGAAGAUUCUGGAAGGUUCUUUUGGGUUUCCCGGGAAGCUAAUCCUCGCCUGUUGCAGUUCUGUGCGACAGGCCCAUUAGUAAGCCCAAAAUCUAACAACCUACAAAUGACUUAUCUAAUGCAGGACACGCCAUUUCCUAGUGAUAAUACUAUUAAAGCAACAGGGGAUUACAAUCCUUGAAAGGGUACAAAAUGCUACAAACCAACCAGUUCGACUGUUAUGUAGAGGUCAAUUUUCUCUUCUGUUGGUAUGUUAUCUUUUGGCCUCAUUCUUAUAGUACAGUCAGACCUCUAUUUAAGGGACCUCCUUUAAGCUGAUACCUCACGGGUGCUUCUCCUGGUCUAUUUUAUAGAGGUUUCGCUAUAAUGUAGAGUUCACGUUGCGUAAAUGACCUAUGCUAUCCAUACCUUGUGUUGGUUUUAUGAUUAUCAUUAGAUAGCCUAGUCCAGAGAAUAGGACUGUUUAUUAAGGAAUAUUGUACCCCUCCUUCUCCCUGGUGUGUCCAUUAAUGGGAUUCAGGGGAUCAAAUAAUUUAGGGGAUCUGAAAUCCCCAUUUAACAGGGCGUGUACUCUCCCUGGUAGGUUGUUUAAAUGGGCUAGUAGCUGUAGUUAAUACUGACGAGUGAUUGCAGUAGAUGGACCGCCUUUCCGGUGGGGAUACUGUCGGGUUUUGGAUUCCAAUAAAUGGACGGGUCGUACUGUUCAAA
This is a messenger RNA of Nematostella vectensis (starlet sea anemone), 3198 nucleotides long. Its product is annotated as gametogenetin-binding protein 2. NCBI's taxonomy places the organism in Eukaryota, Metazoa, Cnidaria, Anthozoa, Actiniaria, Edwardsiidae. Bases 186 to 2120 code for a protein of 644 amino acids. The record is from RefSeq and is a predicted model, not a curated record. The transcript is spliced from 16 exons. Gene Ontology annotation, cellular component: nucleus; cytoplasm.